AUGGCACAAGAAUACAAGUUGAAGUCGGUCACGUCUCUGGACCUCAAGCCUGGAGACAAGCAAGAAGUCGAGGUCGAAGGUCUGCUAGAUGCAAAGGUGCUCCUGGUCAAUGCCGCCGGUAAGAUCCAAGCCAUUGGACCAAAGUGCACACACUACGGCGCCCCGCUCGUCAAGGGCGUUCUGACCACCAGCGGCCGCAUCACCUGCCCUUGGCACGGUGCCUGCUUCAGCGCCACGACGGGAGAUGUCGAGGACGCGCCGGCAUUGGAUGCCCUACCUGUGUUCAAGGUGGUCGAGCGUGACGGAGCCGUCUACGUGACGGGCGACGAGGCCACAAUCAAGGCGGGCCGCCGUAAGCCCAAGUUCCAGUGCAGCAGCGUGCAGAAGGGUGACGACAAAAAGGUCGUCGUCGUCGGUGGUGGAUCUGGCUGCAUCGGUCUGGUCGAGGAGCUGCGGGAGCGGGGUUUUACGGGACCCAUCACGGUCAUCUCCAACGAGGGCAACCUCCCGAUCGACCGGACCAAGCUGUCCAAGGCUCUCUUGACGGACCUGGCCAAGUUGCAGUGGCGCGAUGACGAAUUCUACAAGUCGGGUGCCGUCGAGUUUGUACAGGAUGAGGUGACGGGCGUGGACUUCCACGGCAAGUCGGUCGAGACCAAGAGCAAGCAAACGAUAUCCUACGGUAAGCUGGUGCUCGCUACGGGAGGCACACCCCGAAACCUCCCGCUCGAAGGGUUCAAGACGCUCGACAACAUCUUCACGCUGCGCAACGUGCACGACGCCAAGAACAUAGUCUCUGCCAUUGGGGAGUCCAAGGGCAAGAAGAUUGUCGUCGUCGGCUCUUCGUUCAUCGGCAUGGAGGUUGCCAACGCCACGGCCAAGGACAACAGCGUCACCGUCGUCGGCAUGGAAAAGGUCCCGCUCGAGCGCGUCCUCGGCGAAAAGGUCGGCAGCGCGGCUCAGAAGGGUCUCGAGAAGAGCGGGGUCAAGUUCUACAUGGAGGCGGGCGUGGAAAAGGCCACUCCUCACGCAUCGGACCCGUCAAAGGUUGGGGCGGUUCUGCUCAAGAGUGGCGAGUCCCUACCGGCCGAUAUUGUCAUCCUCGGAGUCGGCGUCGCACCGGCCACCGAGUUCCUCCGCGGCAACGCGGGCGUGCAGCUCCUGCAGGACGGCUCCCUCGAGGUCGACUCGGCGUUUGCCGUCACGGGCGUCAAGGACGUGUACGCUCUCGGCGACAUCGCGACGUUCCCUUAUCACGGGCCGGGGGCGGGCGGCAAGGGCGUGCGCAUCGAGCACUGGAACGUGGCUCAAAAGUCCGGGCGGGAGGCGGCCAAGCACAUAGUCGACCCGGCCGGCUUCAAGGCCGAGUUCUUCACACCCAUCUUCUGGUCGGCGCUGUCUGCGCAGCUGCGGUACUGCGGCAACACAAUGGCCAGUGGGUGGGACGACGUCGUGAUCCAGGGCAGCCUGGACGAGGGCAAGUGGUCGGCAUUCUACGUCAAGGGCGACGAGGUGGUUGCAGUAGCCACCAUGGGUGCCGACCCAGUGAUGGUGCAGAGCGCAGAGCUGAUGAGACGUGGUAAGAUGCCCAAGAAGAGCGAGCUCGAGAAGGGCAUGGAUGUCAUGAGCCUAGGCGCACCGGAGUGA
Pyricularia grisea is the source of this 1647-nucleotide messenger RNA. RefSeq lists its product as uncharacterized. Gene Ontology annotation, cellular component: cytoplasm. Gene Ontology annotation, molecular function: oxidoreductase activity, acting on NAD(P)H; 2 iron, 2 sulfur cluster binding; flavin adenine dinucleotide binding. The record is from RefSeq and is a predicted model, not a curated record. NCBI's taxonomy places the organism in Eukaryota, Fungi, Ascomycota, Sordariomycetes, Magnaporthales, Pyriculariaceae. The coding region runs from base 1 to 1647 and encodes 548 amino acids. The transcript has a single exon.